This is a messenger RNA of Saccharomyces paradoxus, 1761 nucleotides long. RefSeq names its product phosphate transporter PHO84 (gene PHO84). Gene Ontology annotation, biological process: phosphate ion transport; transmembrane transport. Bases 1 to 1761 code for a protein of 586 amino acids. Gene Ontology annotation, molecular function: phosphate transmembrane transporter activity. NCBI's taxonomy places the organism in Eukaryota, Fungi, Ascomycota, Saccharomycetes, Saccharomycetales, Saccharomycetaceae. The record is from RefSeq and is a predicted model, not a curated record. Gene Ontology annotation, cellular component: membrane. The transcript has a single exon.
AUGAGUUCCGUCAAUAAAGAUACUAUUCAUGUUGCUGAAAGAAGUCUUCAUAAAGAACACCUUACUGAAGGUGGUAACAUGGCCUUCCACAACCAUUUGAAUGAUUUUGCUCAUAUUGAAGAUCCUCUGGAAAGAAGAAGAUUGGCUUUGGAGUCCAUCGAUAACGAAGGUUUCGGUUGGCAACAAGUUAAGACCAUCGGUAUUGCCGGUGUUGGUUUCUUAACAGAUUCUUAUGAUAUUUUUGCCAUUAAUUUGGGUAUCACUAUGAUGUCCUACGUUUACUGGCACGGUAGUAUGCCGAGUUCAAGUCAGACCUUGUUGAAGGUUUCCACUUCUGUUGGUACUGUUAUUGGUCAAUUUGGUUUUGGUACUUUAGCUGAUAUUGUUGGUCGUAAGAAAAUUUAUGGUUUGGAACUUAUCAUCAUGAUUGUCUGUACUAUUUUGCAAACCACUGUUGCUCAUUCUCCUGCUAUUAACUUCGUUGCUGUUUUAACAUUCUACCGUAUCAUAAUGGGUAUUGGUAUUGGUGGUGACUACCCCCUAUCUUCUAUUAUUACUUCUGAAUUUGCCACUACCAAAUGGAGAGGUGCCAUUAUGGGUGCUGUCUUUGCUAACCAAGCUUGGGGUCAAAUUUCCGGUGGUAUCAUCGCCCUUAUCUUGGUUGCUGCUUACAAAAGCGAACUAAACUACGCAGACUCUGGUGCUGAAUGUGAUGCUAGAUGUCAAAAGGCUUGUGACCAAAUGUGGAGAAUCCUUAUUGGGUUGGGUACCGUUCCAGGUUUGCUAUGUUUGUAUUUCAGAUUGACUAUUCCAGAAUCUCCUAGAUAUCAAUUGGAUGUUAACGCUAAGUUGGAACUUGCUGCUGUACAGGAACAAGAUGGUGAAAAGAAAAUCCACGACACCAGCGAUGAAGACAUGGCAAUUAACGGUUUGGAAAGAGCUUCUACUGCCGUCGAAUCUCUUGACGCUCAUCCUCCAAAGGCUUCAUUCAAAGAUUUCUGCAGACAUUUUGGCCAAUGGAAAUACGGUAAGAUUUUGCUAGGUACUGCUGGUUCAUGGUUUACCUUAGAUGUUGCCUUCUACGGUUUGAGUUUAAACAGUGCUGUUAUUCUGCAAACCAUCGGUUAUGCCGGUUCCAAAAACGUUUACAAGAAACUGUACGAUACUGCUGUCGGUAAUUUGAUUUUGAUUUGCGCUGGUUCGUUACCUGGUUACUGGGCAUCCGUCUUUACUGUCGAUAUUAUCGGUAGAAAACCAAUUCAAUUAGCCGGUUUCAUCAUCUUGACCAUUUUGUUCUGUGUCAUCGGUUUUGCAUACCAUAAGAUUGGUGACCACGGUCUAUUGGCUCUUUACGUCAUUUGUCAAUUCUUCCAAAACUUCGGUCCAAACGUAACCACCUUUAUUGUUCCUGGUGAGUGUUUCCCAACUCGUUACAGAUCUACUGCUCAUGGUAUUUCUGCUGCAUCUGGUAAGGUCGGUGCUAUUAUUGCACAAACCGCUUUGGGUACUCUAAUCGACCAUAACUGUGCUAGAGACGGUAAGCCAACCAACUGUUGGCUACCUCACGUCAUGGAAAUUUUCGCCUUAUUCAUGUUGUUGGGUAUCUUCACAACCUUGUUGAUCCCAGAAACUAAGAGAAAGACUCUAGAAGAAAUCAACGAGCAAUACCACGAUGAAAUCGAUCCUGCUACCCUAAACUUCAGAAACAAGAAUAAUGACAUUGAAUCUUCCAGCCCAUCUCAACUUCAACAUGAACCAUAA